AUGGCCGAGAUCCAAGCCACUGAUACAGCUCAUCUAUCCAAGGAGAGGAAAAGAACCAGAGUACAGUUAUCUUGCACAGCCUGCAGGAGUCGGAAACUGAAAUGCUGUCGCACGCACCCUUGCAACAAUUGCUUAAAGAGGGGGGAAGGAAAUUCAUGCACCUUUGUCGGCCGUGGGCCUCGAGGGAGGUCGUCACACGGCCGGGCUAGCCCGACACAUGUCCAGGACCGCUUGCAGCACCUCGAGAACCUGAUAAUGUCUCUUGCCCAGCAGAGGAAGCAGGGAGAACCUCCGAGUCAGGACUUUUCACCAUCGUUCCCAGUACCCUUGCCUGAACCAUUGGCCCGAGAACAGGCGAAGGUGUUGACGCCUCCUUCGCCGCCAAAGCCCGAGGGACCAUCGCCUGAAAGCGAAAGCUCGCCUUCUGGGGGAGACGGAAAGCUGCUGGUCAAGGAUACCGUAACGAACUAUAUCUACAGCGCGCACUGGAAAGCUAUUCUUGAAGAGAUAAACGAGUUUAAGCAGUCACUGCAGGAGAGUGAUGAUUUAUCAGAUGAAGAAGUGUCUGAGGAUGAUAACAUUAGCAGCAGAGAGCCCACAAUCUGGUUCGGAAUAAGCAGACAGAUGAGCAAAGAGGAGCUGCUUUCUGAUAUUCCGGCUCGCCAAGUAACGGACAGACUGGUUUCGUAUUACCUGAUUUCUAAAGAGCCUAUAGUUGCAAUUCUCCAUAUUCCUACAUUUCAAAAGGAGUACAACAACUUCUGGGACAACCCGCAGAGCGUUUCCCUUUCAUGGCUCGGGAUGCUGUAUGCAAUUAUGACAUUGAGUAUUAUGUUUUACCAACGGACUGGAGAUCCGAUAUAUGGUAUAGAUGGGGAUUACGGUGAGAUUGCCAACGUUUUCAGAAAAAGAAGUGCGCAAUGCCUGGUCCAAUCCAACUACAUUGCCGCAGGGCGGUAUAAAGUCGAGGGCUUAUUUCUGUAUACCAUGGGCGAGUUCUACAAAAAACAUGAUGUGGAAACAGGAGUCCCUUUUCUUUUAGGGAUUACUAUUAAACUAGCCAUGCGAAGUGGCUAUCACCGUGAUCCGCAGCAGUUCCCAGCUAUAUCCGCUUUCGACGGAGAGAUGCGACGGCGCGCAUGGGUAUUUCUCUGUCAGCUUGAUGCCUUGCUUUCUUUUGAGGUCGGCGUUCCACGGACACUACAAGACUGGCAAUUUGACACGGAGCUGCCAAGGAACUUAUUAGAUGAAGACUUUGCCCAAAAUACGGUGCAACUUCCUCCAUCACGCCCGAUGAACGAAAUUACCGCAAUGACGUACAUUAUCGCUAAGUCGCGUAUAAUGAUGGUUUUUGGGAAAAUUCUGGAUAUGGCAUUCUCGCGGAAACCAGUAACCUACGAAGAAACACUCGAAGUUGACCGGCUCUUGGAGGAAGCGAACAGUCUCAAACCCCCAGCAUAUCACAUUCGCCCGAUUAACCAGUGCAUCGCAGAUCCUCCCGAGUUAAUAUUCCAGCGGUUCACCCUGGCAAAUGUAUAUGAAAAGGCUCGCUGCGUGCUUCAUCGAAGGUACCUGGGAGAAGUGCAUACAAAUAUGCGGUACGCAUACUCGCGGGUGGUGUGCAUUACUGCUGCGAAACAGAUCCUACGUGUUCAUGCAGACUUGUACCGUGAAAUACAGCCUGGUGGCCUGAUGUACAGGAACAGACUAUUUCCAAAUUCAAUUCAGUACACCGACUUCUUGCUAGCGGCCAUGAUACUUUGCAUGGAGUUGUCGUACAGUCAUGGCACCGGAUCAAGGGAUGCAAGAAACGACGAUGUGGCUGUCGUUAUCAAGGACCGAGAAGAUCUAAUCUCUACCCUUGAGGACUCUCAUCAGAUACUCCAGGAUCUAAGCAAGCAAUCUGCCGACGCUCAAAAGGCACACGCAGCGUUAACCGUGAUGCUCCGCAGGAUUAAGAGUGGCCUGCAGACUAUAGCACCACCGAAAACCAGUCCACCAACUACAGCGGCUGCCGGCCGGCCUACUGAAGUUAUGAAUGUGCCGCCACCAUACGGUACCUGGCCUGGACUAGAAGCAGGAACCUUGGGAAAUCCGUUGUUCCCCGCCAACAUAGCGCCAGAGCCUGUCCCCUCCGAAGACCCGCAAUAUGCAUCGCUAAACGUUAUUGGGGGAAUGCUCGAUACACCUGCUAACAUUGACUGGCAACUCUGGGACCAACACAUCCAGAAUCGACUGGACCAUAUGAUCGAUCGCGAUGACUUGUGGUAUGGGCAAUGA
This is a messenger RNA of Aspergillus nidulans FGSC A4, 2280 nucleotides long. RefSeq names its product putative C6 transcription factor. Lineage: Eukaryota; Fungi; Ascomycota; Eurotiomycetes; Eurotiales; Aspergillaceae. Gene Ontology annotation, biological process: regulation of transcription by RNA polymerase II; DNA-templated transcription; regulation of DNA-templated transcription. The record is from RefSeq and is a predicted model, not a curated record. Gene Ontology annotation, cellular component: nucleus. The transcript is spliced from 7 exons. The coding region runs from base 1 to 2280 and encodes 759 amino acids. Gene Ontology annotation, molecular function: DNA binding; DNA-binding transcription factor activity, RNA polymerase II-specific; zinc ion binding.